This is a messenger RNA of Naumovozyma dairenensis CBS 421, 963 nucleotides long. It is a transcript of the gene BUD16, whose product is annotated as putative pyridoxal kinase BUD16. The coding region runs from base 1 to 963 and encodes 320 amino acids. The transcript has a single exon. Gene Ontology annotation, cellular component: cytosol. NCBI's taxonomy places the organism in Eukaryota, Fungi, Ascomycota, Saccharomycetes, Saccharomycetales, Saccharomycetaceae. Gene Ontology annotation, biological process: pyridoxal 5'-phosphate salvage. Gene Ontology annotation, molecular function: pyridoxal kinase activity. The record is from RefSeq and is a predicted model, not a curated record.
AUGCCACGUUUAUUAGCUACUCAAUCUCAUGUCGUCCAUGGUUACGUUGGCAACAAAGCAGCUACUUUCCCAUUACAAUGUCUAGGUUGGGAUGUAGAUUGUUGUAACAGCGUUCAAUUCUCAAAUCAUACUGGUUACGGUAUGGAUAAAGUAUUCGGUAACAUUACAGAACAUAAUCAUUUAGAUCAACUAUUAUCUGGUAUAUUUAAAAACUUCCCCAAUGAAUAUAACGCAUUACUAAGUGGAUAUUUACCAAAUAAAGAUUCCGUUAAAUGUAUGGGGAUCAAUUAUAAGAAGUUUAAAAAACAGAAUCCAAAUUCAAUUUGGUUAAUGGAUCCGGUUAUGGGUGAUGAAGAUGAAUUAUACGUUAAUGAAGAUGUGAUACCAGAAUAUAGAAACUUAAUAUUAUCUGACUCGAGUGAUGUUGAUAUAAUAACGCCAAACCAAUUUGAAUUAGAAAUUCUUUAUGGGAAAAAGAUUAUUGAUCAAAACGAAUUGAAACUUGCAUUGAAUCAUUUGCAUAAAAGAAUUCCAGUCAUAAUAGUGACUUCAUGUGAUCCUAGGAUAUUCCAUGAUGAAGAUUAUGUUUAUUGUGUAGCAUCGAUGAGGGGACAUGCUCAUCCAUUAGUAUACCGUGUACCGUUAAUUGAUUCUUAUUUCACUGGUGUUGGCGAUUUAUUUGCAGCAAUUUUGUUAGAUAGAAUUUAUUCAUUAUUAAAUAAGGAAGAUGAAGAAAUAUCAGCCGUAAGUGAUGAAUUAGUCUUUGAAAAACAGAUAAAUGAUGUCUUGAACGUUCUUCAAAGAGUCUUACACUUAACGAAAAAACUGGCACCUAAAAAUGUUAAAUCAAAAAUUGGAUCAGCUCUCGAUAUGAAAGAAAUGGAAUUAAGAAUAAUAGAAGCAAGAGAUUUGUAUGGUACCGACAUUAAUCCUAAUGAAGAUUUCUUAUAUUCAAGACUGUAA